This is a messenger RNA of Bactrocera dorsalis (oriental fruit fly), 15059 nucleotides long. RefSeq lists its product as uncharacterized. The transcript has 3 exons. Lineage: Eukaryota; Metazoa; Arthropoda; Insecta; Diptera; Tephritidae. The coding region runs from base 10924 to 12369 and encodes 481 amino acids. The record is from RefSeq and is a predicted model, not a curated record.
ACAAAAUUCGCUGCAGUGCGCAGUACAAAAAUGGAUGUAAUUGGAUUUAAACACACAAUUUUACACCCAGGAUGGUACAGGAGGGAUUUAUAGGAGCCCGUAUAAAAUUUGCACGACUGACGUCCGUCAUUAUUUGCUUAAUAUAUAAUACUAGCUGACCCGGCGAACUUCGCCCCGCCCAAUUUUUAUUUUUUUUGGAAGUCAUAGACUCGUAUAACUUUACCACAAAUAAUAUAAACUUCAAACAACGUAUUUUCAUUUAAUGUUUUUAAUGUUUGUAGCGCCAUCUACUGUAACAUACCGCACUCAAUACCGCUGUUAGCGCCACCAACUGGUGGAUAGCUCUUUGCUAAUAAUAAACAAAUAAUUUGCAAUAAAUAAAUAAUGCGACUAUAAGGAGAAUUAUAAACUAUCCUAUCUUUCAAGUUGGACCAAACUGCACACAGUGUUAAAAAUUUCAUUAAAAUCGGUUCAGUAGUUUAGGAGUCCAUCGCAAACAAACAAUGUGACACGUGAUUUUUAUAUAUUAAGAUUAUAACCAACGCCUCGAAGUAAGUCUUUGGCAUUCAUCUUUGCAAGCUGUAAGGGUAUAAAAUGUUCGGUUACACUCGAACUUGACCUCUCUUACCGUUUAUCAAUUUAUUUUGUAAUAAACAGUACCUGUAUUUUGUUUUUAUUCUCUUGCAACCAGCUGCUACAGAGUGUUAUAAUUUUUUUCACCUAACGGUUGCACGAAUCAUCUAAAACUAAUCGAGAUAGGUAUAGGGUUAUGCAUAUAUGUAUAUAUAAAUGAUCAGGAUGACGGGAAAAGUUGAAAUCCGGUUGACUGUCUGACUGCCCGUCCGUCCGUGCAAGCUGUAACUUUAGUAAAAAAUGAGAUAUCUCGAUGAAACUUGGUAUGUGAGUUCAUCAGUACAAAAAAAAAAAUUCAAAUUCGUAGAUGGGUUUAAUCGGUAAGUAACUAAGAUAUAAAGUUGUAAUUUGGUACAGAGGAUCGCUGUAGGAAGGGGCAUCUGUCGGCAAAAUUUUUCGGAAAAGUGGGCAAUGCCCAACAGCUAGAACAACCAAAUUUGCUGAGUACAAAUUUAUAAGAACUUCUAUCGACUUCUACCUAACCCCGCUUGCUCCCCAUAUAACGGUACUGAUAAAAACUACUAAAAGCACGAUAAAUCAAUAACUAAAUACAACAGAGUCAUUAAGUUGUACAACCGGGAUGGUAUGAGAGAGCUCUAUCGAAGCCGGUGUGAAAAUGGGGCGUUGGGCGUGACACCGCCCACUUUUUGGUGAAAUCCCAUACGAGUAUCUCGGUACGCCACCAACUACAAAAUUUAGUACGUGGCAUCCUUCUUACAUUCUUAUUCUACUUUUCACAAAUUAAGAAACAAUUAAUAUAACGAGAUAAAACUCUACACGAAUAAUUUCUUUAGUGUGUGCCACCUUAUGGCUAUAAAUUGUUUAAAACUAAUAAAAACCGUUCAAAAACCGAAUAUUUAGACUAUGACACCCAGAGUUGACGUUUGAUCAAAAAUAUCUGUCAAUGUGAAAUUAAGGGAUAAUCCUUCUCUUAUAAUAGUAUGUCUGUACGGCAAAAAUGGGUUAAAUUGUACCAAAUCUUCCCUUAGCCCCCAUACUCGUAUACCUAAUAGAACUAUUGAUAUGUGAGUUAUCUCAAUGAAAAUAAUAGAGCAUGUUUUAUUUAUAACAGUGUAUCUUUGUGUCUAAAGUAGAUAAUUUUGAUUUUGUUAAAAUAGAGUAGAUUUGAGGAAUUUUAAAGUAUUUCCCUGGCUUUGAUUCUUGAAAGUUGCAAAAGUAUAAAAUGUUCGGUUGCACUCGAACUUAGCCCUUCCUUACUUUUUAAAUUAUUAUUUCAUUUCACAUUUUUACUUUCAAUCAUCACGUUUACGCUGUGGGAGAUGCGACAAUGAGUCGCAUCAUAACAGAUAGAAGAACACAAAAUCACUCCUAAUUAAAACGAAGAUGGCUUGCGAAUCAGCACCAAUUAUUAUUUAUAAAUGGUUUUCUCAAUAAAACUUUGGCCCAUUUGGAGCAUUUUCCGUGUGCAUAGCACAUCUGUUUUCUCCCAACAUUUUCAUCAGCUUAAUGUAAAUUAAAACCAAUGUCUUAUUAGAAAAUCACAUAAUUAUAUUUGUUCGCCUAGUCGUUCUGCAACGGGACCAGUUAAGAAAUAAUUGGUAACUUUUUACAUAAGCCGAAUAUUUGAGUACUGUAGAAAAAAAUACAUUUAAAUAAUUUGUAUGCAAAUACAAAUGUUAAAUUCUUUCGUUUAACCCUUAUGUGAGCUCCCAGUUUUAGCCACGUUAAUGGGCACCCAUGGUACCCGGGUACCCACUGCUAUACUCGUAUAUAAUAAAAUACUUUCUAAGUUUGGAAGCGAAUGAAAUUCUGAAAAAAAAUUUAAUAAUUCUUUUAAGAGAAUAUAACGAGUAUUUUAUCUGCGUUUGACUCUUGUCGCACAUUUCGUUUUUCUGGAAGAGAAAUCGGGAUAGGGAUUUCCCACGCUCUGCACGGCACGACGUGUUCGAAAUGUUUGUAGUUGGGUUAGUAUCGAAGAAUAGACUUAUUUCAGUGAGUGAGUGAGUGAGGCAGCUUGGCAACUGUGAAUCAGUGAGAAGUGAACAGUUGAUGAGGAAUGUCGUGUAAAGCACGAAAAGUCGACUGCGCCGAUGAGCAUAGAGCGGCUUUGCGUUAGAAUCGACAUUAUUAACUAUUAAUCGAACACUUUGUGGACUCAAUCGAGCAUUUAUGAGAGAUAAUAAUUGACAGUUCGUAAUGGAACUUUAUCUAUCACGUUAUUAAUUCGGAAGGUGAGCAUAAUUUUGUCCAAUAACAUUUCGACUUUCACUGUACUUUUACUAAUUGGUUACUAAUUUAGAUUGACUCGUUCUAAAAAGAAGGAAUGUCUGGAUAAUUUACUCGGAGAAGAAGAUAAGAGCUCAGAAUAUGAAGAUGAGGAUUGGCUUCCACGCUCUGCCACAGCGAAUAUUCCAGCAACAGAUGCUGCCACUGCAACCGAGGCGUCCGAAAGGGGAGGAGGGGAGAUGACCAAUGGUCAGAAGACUAUAGAAAAUGCCGAUGAAUACGUUGCGAAAGGUAAAACUGUCUGGUAUAAGAAGCCAUCUGAAAUUCGUCAAACUGCUUCUCACCAGGGUUGGGCAUUUUUGCACUACCACUAAUUUGCACUACCACUAAAUAUUUAGUGAUAGUGAAAAACAAAUUGCACUACCACUAAAUCUUUAGUGAUAGUGAAAAACAAAUUGCACUACCACUAAACCUUUAGUGAUAGUGAAAAACAAAUUGCACUACCACUAAAUAUGGAUCGUACCGUAUUCGCCACUAUUGUCUAAUUCACAUUCAAAACUCAUGCCAAUGUUUGAUAUUGUAGUUUGGUGAAAUCGACUUUUCCGACUGUUGUGCGUUUCGCAGUUCAUUUGGAGAAUGGCUAAAGAGUGUUUUUCAACCCAGAGAAUACAGUACAGCCAGCGGAAACACUUCCAACAACAAAAUUUACAUUGAUGAGUUUUUUCUCCACUUGCGUCAGUGAUUCGUUGUGAGAACAUUGCUCUAUUUGGAAAUGCCUUGAUAUUAUGCAUGGAAUGCAUCGCCGAAGAAAUAGGUACGCAGAAAGCAAGGCCAACCAAUAGAUUGACAUCCAGACGAUUGCUAAUACCUUCGAUUGCUAUUAAUAAAUAUACGUCGUUCAGUUUGAUUUGAGUCAUUGCGAAAACUUUUGGUGGUCAUUUCGACAUAUCAGCCUUCAAAUCCGAAUACGAACAAAAUUACAAAAUUGCCGAAGACAUUUUACAUCGUAUUCGAUAAGAAUUGGAAUUAGGCAAAUUUCGUUUCCAGUGGUUUGAUAUCAAUUCCACCUGCCUUUUGUCAAUUUACUUCAACGAAAUGUGAACUCAUCACGAAUGUUUAUGCUACAUUUGCCAAAUAUCGUAACUACGAUUGCAUGAAUGCGUGCCAGUUAUACGUGGCGUGUUCCCGAGUUGGAAAACCAUCUUCUCUACAUUUACGCUCCGGAAUAGAAACUAAAAAAUGUUGUUUAUCAAACUGCGUUACAUUGAAAAAAAUUUAGAAAAAUCAAAAAUAAAAGAUUUUUAACACAACGUAAAUUCAACUUUCCUUUCAUUUCAAAACACAUAAUUUCACGCAGGACAACGUAUGCGGGGUCAGCUAGUAAUAAAUAUAUUACUGGUGUUUCAUUGAAGACCGUUCAUCAAACAAGCAAAUAAUGCGGAAUUAUUUUAGCAAAAUCGCGAUCGAAAGCGUGCUCGGAUUUUCGCUCAUCCUUGUCACUGUUGCUGAACAAGAAAUUGAGCCUCGCGACAGCUCUGGUAGGAAAAAAGUCACUGGUUCUUGUCACGUUUGUUACCAACUGACAAUCAAAAGGCGAAGAAAAACUCGAAAAAGUUGUACUAAUUGGAAAAGGACUGUGUGCGAUGAACACUCUAUAUCGCAACUAUGUAAUAUGUCCUGAUUGUUCUGAAUAAUUAAUGAAGACUUAAUAAAUUUAUAUUGCCAAUUCAUGUAAUUAUUUAUUUAUUAUUAAAACAUUUAUCAGUAUUGAAUCUCAUUUACAGAUGAUUGCGUGGUUUUUCAUAUAGUGGGUACCCGAGAUUCCUAAUUUCAAACAUAUUUUUCAACUUCAUAAAAUUUUUUUUUCAAUUUUGAAUACUGAAAUAGCUUUGUUGGAAGUUAAAUCGCAAGGAUCCGGAAGCUCAGUUUGAAAACAAAAUUUCACCGAAUUACCAGCAGAAAAGUGUGGUGGUGGACACCCGGGUACCCGGGCAGUACAUAGCAUGUACUACAAACCAAUAUUUUAAGUAGAUUGCGCCGGUACUUGAUACGUUGCUUAACAGCUACUCAUGGUUUCCUCUCAGUUAAUUUCAUGUGACUUAUUGUGUUCACUGUGAAAUUGUGAAAAAAAAUAACUUAUUUGUUUUCUAACAUUUCAAUUGGAAACCAUCAAAUCAAUCACGUGUAUUGUGCAAAUUUUUAUUAAAUUUCAUUUGUCUUUAAGGUGGUAAGUUGAACUGUGUAAAUUAUAUGGAUCGUGCAUUUGAGGUUAAAUUCACCACUCUGUCCAUAGUCCAAAAUGCCUUGAAGACGACGUGUGACAUCGGCCGCCGCUCAAGACAUGCAAGCCAGCAACAAGUGUAUUCACAGAACUUAAGCGAAGAAAGACAAAAUAUAAUAAGAAAAAAUGCCCGAUUGAGACAACGCGUGAGGACACGAGGAUCAUUGGCAUUGGCCGAUAUUGCAAUGCGUUGAAGUUCAAAAGAGAAACCACUGGACUGUGCUGCGCUAGUGGAAAAGUCAAACUGGAUCCAUUACUUGCACCACCACAGCCACUGAAACCAUUGUUCGAUGGAAGUGAUCCCGAUUCCAGCCAUUUUCUUCAACACAUCCUUGAAUACAAUAACUGUUUUCGUACGACUUCCUUUGGAGCUAAUAUCAUUCGAGAAGGCGGCUUCAUGGCGACUUGCAAGAUAAAGGACAAAUAUGUAUAUAUAUCAUUUGCAUGGUUCAAUGGUGCCAACACCAGAUGAAUCGCAUCAAUUUCUGCAAAUAUAGUUCAUUUCGUUGAUGGUGGAUCAGCUGAAUGUACGGUGCAAUAUACAGGGAAAAUAACAGUUAAAGAGACGAAUUAUCGAACAGUUGCAAGCAUUUUUUCACGCUAAUAAUGCUGUGGUUAAUAUGUUCAAAACAGCAUUGGAACGAAUGCCAUCGGAUACGCACAAAUUUGUCAUAAGAGCGGAUUGUACCCCAACAGGUGAACAUGUGUGAAGAUUCAAUACACCCACCCUUUUUGCUGCAAUUAUUGUUGGCGAUCCAACUAAAUCGUGAGACAUUGUCGUUCAUCCAAUCAUUUAUUGACAAGGGCAAGACGGAUACGACAUCACGUUGAAGAUGGUCGAUCCAAUUACAGGUACAAUAUUUACACACUAAUUAUUGCUAUUAUAAAAAUAAUAAUCUAAAUAAAAAUCUAAGCGCAAUGAAUUACUAUGCGUAUCGUAUGAUGAUUCGUAUGCAUUAGGAGAAUUCCAGCAAUUCGCUCUCGAUAUGUACAUAUGUCAAAGUCGAGACCGAACGUUUAGCGUUCAUCCGAUUCAAUCAGGCAAAGCUACGAUCUGAGGACUAUAUAUACUUGCAUGAUGCUAUUCAUUCAGAUGGUGAUAUUCAUAAUAUUGGACGUAUGACGAUUCUCCCAUCAUCUUAUAUCGGAAGCCCACGCCACAUGCACGAAUACGCUCAAGAGGCUAUGACGUACGUGUGAAAUUAUGGAACUCCGGAUUUAUUUAUUACGUCCACAUGCAAUCCUAAAUGGACGAAAAUUGAACGUGAGUUGGAACCGGGACAAAAACCAGAUGUGAAAUGAAAUAUAAUUUUUCCUUCUCAAAUAUAAAACAAAAAAAAAUGUUCUUCAUAUUUUAAUCAAAACGAAAUGUUACUUAAAACGAAGCCAUCUGAUGGCGAAACGGAGUUCGCCGAGUUUGCUAGUAUUAACUAUAAUAAAAAAUACUUCCCAACAUUUUCAAAUUAUAAUUGAGUUGUGAACACUUUUUAUACCUUGAACAGGGUAUAUUAAGUUUGUCACGAAGUUUGUAACACCCAGAAGGAAGGGUCGGAGACCCUAUAAGGUGUAUAUGUAUAUGUAUAAAUGAUCAGUAUGUCGAGCUGAGUCGAUUUAGCCACGUCCGUAUGUUUGUCCGUCCGUCCGUCUGUCUGUAUAUAUACGAACUAGUCCCUUAGUUUUUAAAAUAUCGUUUUGCAAACGUCAUUUUCUCUUCAAGAAGCUGCUCAUUUGUCGGAACUGCCGAUACCGGACCACUAUUACAUAUAGCUGCCAUACAAACUGAACGAUCGGAAUCAAGUUCUUGUAUGGAAAACUUUCACAUUUCACAAUGUACUUUCACAAAAGUUGGCACAACAACAAUGUAAUCUCCGAAGAAAUUGUUCAUAUCGGAUUACUAUAGCAUAUAGCUGCCAUACAAACUGAAUGAUCGGGAUCAAAUGCUUGCAUGGGGAACUUCCUCAUUUGACGAUAUAUCUUCACGAAAUUUGGUAUGAGUUAUUGUUUAUAGAAAUAUUGUAAUAUCAGAAGAAAUUGUUCAGAUCGGAUUACUAUAGCAUAUAGCUGCCUUACAAACCGAACGAUCGGAAUAAAGGGCUUGUAUGGCAAACUUUCGCAUUUGACGUGGUUUCUUCACGAAAUUUGGCAUGGAUUACUGCUUAAGGUAACAAUAUAAUCUCCAAAAAAAUUGUUCAGAACGAAUUACUAUAGCAUAUAGCUUCCAUACAAACUGAACACAUAGUUACUAACAGAAAUGCACAGGUGACGGGUAUUUGGCUUCGGUGCAACCGAAGUUAACGUUUUUUCUUGUUCUAUAUAUAAUAUGUGAUUUAUAUGUAAUAUACACAAAUAAGUAGAAACCUGUCUAAAGCAAUACCUCUGGUCGAGAAAAUAUUGAAUUGAUUAUUUCAUUGCCUAAUAUUAUCAUAUAAUAUUACUUAUUUGUUUAUUAAAUUUAAAUAAGAAGUUUAUACUCUAUACUUUACACUUUGUUACGUAAUAUUAUUGUUAAGAAUUAGGUGAAUUGGUGCGAUAUGGCAUCAACGAAAUACCACGACGUCAAUGUUGAAAUAAAUGAAGGAUAGAGAUGUAAUGAGUAGUAAUGAGUAGCAAUGUUUUAGUAUUAAUUUGGAUUCGGUCAAAUAGACAUCGUUGGGUUUUCUAGCUUUCCCAACGUUAAAAAAAAUCAUGUGUUUUAUUCAAACAGUUCCUCUUAAGAGAAACAUUUGGUCCAUGUCGAGCCGGAUUUGUGAUCGGCCUCGAUAUAAAGAGGAGAUAAGAUUAAAAUACUUAAAUAUGUACGUAUGUAUCCAAGGCGAAUUUAAGAAUUCGCACUGUAUGUAUGAACCUGUGUUAAAGAGGUGAACUUUCAGGUAAAGAAUUUAAACCUAUCAUCCAGAUAGAGUGCACACUAUUUGUACUACUUUGCAUAUGUAUAUAUACAUGCGAAUAUGAGAAACAGAGUGAAACUGUAUUUAUUUGUUGCGAAUAGUCAGUGAAAUGGCAACACUUAUGUACGCAUGCUCUGUGGAAUGUGUUCGCGUGCGUGGUAAAAAAUUGAGCUAAGUUUGUAUUUUGCUUGCUGUGGCAAAGCGAAAAUAUACAUACAUAAGUACAUGGAGCAUUGCAACUCGGAGUUAAUUCGGUUUCGUUGUCAACUUUGAGAAUAGCAGUCGUAGAAAAUGCGAGAAUUUUGCGAGAAGAGUAUCCCUUAAUAAAGGAAAGGUGAAAAGAGAUGAGAAUAGAAUUCUAUAGAAUUUGUGAGAGAAUUAUAUGAGAAGAAGAGGAGUAGAAUAUAGCAACAUGUGAAUAUGUAUAUGUACAUAUGGAUGUGCAUAUGCUAUGGAUUACAGUCCACUAGAUGGUAUUUCUUUUUGUUAAGUUAUAUGUGCAUGCGCUUGAGUAUACAUGCCACACAUGCAUAUGUAUGUGCACAUGUAGUGGCAGUCAAAGUGGCUAAAAGAAAACAAGAGAGCGAAUGUUCUGGAAUUGGAACUUAUUCUAUAUUUCUUGCUUAUAAGAUGGAGUGAAAAGGUAAAAGAUUGAAAGAGUAGCAGAAGCAUCGUGAUACGUAUAUAUGUAUAUAUACAUAUGUAGAUACUGGCGUCGCCUACGUAGUUUGACGAUGAAAUUAUUUGUUAAAAUGUAGAAAGGACAGUUGGUGACAAGAAGCACAAGGUGAAUAUAAGUUAACACAGUGGUUCACACCCUCAGCUAAUUCCCACCGUUGGUCAAUAGCUGGAAACUUUAAACCACCCAAUUGCUGACACUGCAUCAGCAAUAUCAGUUAGUGACUCCACACGCGCGUCCGUUCAAUUGCUGACGCCGCAACUGUUGGCAACGUGACCAGGUACAGGCUUAGGUUUAAUUUAGACUUAAGAAAUAAUUUGUAAUUAGUUUUUAGACAGCAAUUAAUAAAGAAAGACUGCGGACGCGAGUCCGCUAGUUUUUAAAAAUUAAACCAAUAAAAUAAAAAUUUAACUUAUACAGAGAAGCUGGAAGUUUAUUACGCACGUUUUGUAGAUGCACACGAGAUGCAGUUGGAUCAGGACCGUGCACAAGUCAAUGAACAUGACGAGAUCGCAGUUUUAGUGGAGUCGCGCUAUUUUACAGCACAAGCCCUGUUGGCUGCUAAGGUUAAGGAGCUAACACCAAUGCCGAUUGUACUGGAGCAGCAACCUAUGGCGGUGCAGGUAAACAUGCCAUACCAACAACAUGACUUAAAAAAUACUUGGUGUAAUUUUGAUGGCACAUUAACGAUGUGGCCUGGGUUCCGUGAUCGGUUCUCUGCUGCCAUACACGAAAAUAGAUAUGUUUCACCAGCUUUCAAAUUUUCUUACUUAAAAAAAUCACUCGUUGGUGGAGCUGCACAAAUGGCAGCUUACGGAUGAUAAUUACAUAGAGGCGUGGGGAUCGCCACAAGCAGUUGUAUGAUCGCAAGUAUCCGAUUUGUCGUGAACAUUUACGACAGUUUAAUCGUCUACCAGUUAUAGGAGGGGUACCGCGAGCGCAUGAGCUUCAGCGAAUGUCUAAUGUGACACAUAAGAUGUUGCGGCAACUCCGAGCUCAAGGAGUCCCAGUCGAGUCUUGGGAUAUGAUAAUUGUUCAUAUGUUGCAUGAAAGGUUAGAUCCAGAUACGAGUAGGCUGUGGGAACUACAACGAGAUACAGAAACCCCAACUGUUAAACUGAUGUUAGAUUUCUUGGAUCGUCAAGCAGCAGCUUUAGCUAAUGUAACAGAUGCACGUUAUUCACGGUCACAAGACGUCAAGGUAGUUUUUAACAACGACCGAAGCACAGGUAGUAAACGGGAACGUGUAGCGAAAGGUGAAAACUUCCACCAAAGCAGGUCGUUAGGUAAAAGAUCAUUUCCAUGCAUUGGUUGUGGUGGCGAUCAUCCACUAUGGACGUGCGAUGACUUUAUCGCACUCAAUUUGAGAUCUCGUGAAGAGUUUGUGAGAAGAACGAUAUCUGUCAGAAUUGUUUUAAGAAGGGGCACGGAGCUGGUAAUUUCUUUCAAAAAGGUGUUCUCGUUGUCCAGGGCAGACUAAACAUAACAGCUUGCUUUGUCCGAUGAGGGAGGUGGUAAAACAAGCACUAACGGUUAAGGUUGAUGAACCUUAUCGCAGGCGCAAGUUAAAAGGCAAAUGUGGAGCAACAAGCACUAAACGGCGUCGUAGCGCAGAAAUUGGAUAUGCUCAUCCUGUGCAAUCAAAUAUCGCAGAGGACCUUGUUGCCAUUAAUGAGGUGAUCAAGAUAGUCGACAUGCAAAUGAGAAAUAAACUCAAAUGUUGAUUAUUCUACGAGUUUUAUUUUCAAUUUAGAUUCGAGGCCAGCCUUGUUGCCUACUAUAUCUGUAAGACUGGAAGCAAAUGGUCAUGUUUUCGGACCAGUUCGAGCGCUACUAGAUUGCGACGCACAACCAAACUUUGUUGCUGGCAGUCUCAGUGACAGAUGUCAGUUUCCAAUCUUACCAACAUCGCACAAGAUGGUCGGUAUAGAGGGGAAAUCCUUUGGAGUCAAUCGACGUACAGUGCUGAAGAUAAGGCCAUGGUUCCAAUCAAAUGGGUACAUAGGAGGAGUUUUGGAUUCUACCAAAGGAAAACAAUUGGCAACCGAUCCUACCUAAUGCUGAUUGUAAGUUGGAACCAGCGUCAGUUUCAUUUUCUGUACCGCUUGCUGAUCCGCAUUAUUGGAAACCUGGCAUAGUGCAAGUGGUGCUCAAUGUUAAGACCUUUGCAAAAAUUUUAAUAGCCGUACACUCACACAACUCUGAUGGAAUGGUAUAUCUUGAGACACAUUUAGGUAUGGUUGUAUGUGGAUCGCAUGAAAGACAAAGCAGUAUCGAAACUGGGAAUUCGAUGUAAUAUAUAUGUUGUACAAGCAUUGAGGAAUUGGGUGAGUUGGUCAGGCGAUUCUGGCAGCUUGAUCAAGUGGCUACAUUUUAUAAGCGGACUGAAGAAGAAGAAAGCGUUGAGAAAAUAUUUGCUGAGGUUUGUCGUUUCAAUCCCGUUAAGAGAAAAUAUUGGCGAUAUUGGAGCUUCAAGAGAGAUAGCGUUGCGGCGAUUUAUGUUUUUAGAGAAAAGAUUAGACAAGAAUCCGGAGCUUAAGAAGCAAUAUGUCGACUUUAUGAGGGAGUAUGAGACGUCGGGGCAUAUGGAACUAGUAUCGAGGGCCGCUAAACCAGGUGAUUUAGUGUAUCAUAUUCCACAUCACUGUGUCACAAAAAAGUUCAGGAUGGUGUUCGAUGCUAGCUGCCGUACAUAUAAGGGUAUCUCUCUCAAUGAAGUGCAAAUGCUUGGUGAAAAGUUACAGAGGGAUCUAGCGGAGAUAGUCUUGAGAUUUCGUAGGCAUAAAAUUGGCAUCAUAGGCGACAUACAAAAGAUGUUCCGGCAAGUGCGUACAGUCCAAAAUCAAUGGGACUUGCAACGGAUUUUUUGGAGGCUGAAGGUUGUUACAUAUGGUAUGACAUCAUCAGCGUUUAAUGCUGUUCGCGCAGUAAUACAGUGCGCCAGAGAUGCAGCAAAAGACUUCCCAGAUGCCUCUAAAGUAAUUGAAAAUGAUUUGUACAUGGAUGACUGCGCAUCUGGAUCCAGAAGUGAAAGCGAAGCGAUAAAAUUGGCAAAAGAUAUUGAUCAUGUUCUGAAAGGUGGUGGUUUCGAAAUGAAGAAGUGGAAGUCAAAUUCAAAAAAGCUUAUCGAGCAAAUGAGGUUAGGAGAAGAAGAAGCGUCCUUCAUGUUUGUGGACGACGAGAAAGCAUCGGUCUUAGGGCUGAAAUGGAAAGUCAAUCAGGAUCAGUUUAAGAUUGUGGUCAAGAUUCCAGAACUAGAAGGUGUGAUCACCAAGAGAAAGAUAUUAGGCUGUGUAGCUCAGCUUUAUGAUCCAAAUGGUUUCAUUUCCCCGGUUACUAUUUUUGGCAAAAUACUUAUACAAGACCUGUGGCGCAUCGGUUUAGAUUGGGACGAGCCUGUACCUGAGGAGAUAGGGACAAGGUUUAAAAACCAUUGGCAGGAAAUCAGGCUUCUGGAAAAUUUCGCGCUCGACAGAUGGAUCGGUACAGAUACAGAUGAGAAAACUGAAAUACACGGAUUUUCCGAUGCGUCAACGACGGCAUAUGGUGCUGUGAUCUAUAUUCGAAAGGCGCAAGGAGAUGGACAGGUCAAAAUUACAUUGCUUGUAUCCAAAACCCGUGUUGCGCCAAUGAAAACCGUUACGGUACCAAGACUUGAGUUAGCGGCUGCAGAAUUGUUAUCACGCAAUGGAAUUUACUGAAGUUGACUACACCUUGUGGACAGACUCGCAAGUGGUGCUACAUUGGAUAAAAAAGAUACCACGCAACCUGAAGACGUUUGUGGUAAAUCGGGUAUCAUCGAUACGGACAAAUACUGAUGUGAAGAAAUGGAGAUAUGUCAAUACUAAAGAUAAUCUAGCUGAUUUACUAAGGCGUGGGAUGAAUCCCUCUGAGAUUGUACACGAAGACUUAUGGGUGCAAGGUCCGAACUGAUUGUCGCUAGCUCCAGAAAAGUGGCCACAGUGUGUGUUUCUGCCAAACACAGUGGGGGAAGCUGAAGUUGAAUUCAGAGCCUUUGCGGUUACAGAUUUCAAGGAAUCAAUCCACAUUACAAUGCGUACAGAUAGGAAUAGAGUUGCGUUAAUUGAAUAUGUCGACAAAUUACAAAGAGCGUUAGAUAUCGUGGCGUAUUUGUUCAAAUUCAUAUCAAAUGUAAAAGUCCGCUUAGCAGUUAGGCGAUCAAAAAGAAGAGAAAAGUUACAUUUAGUGCCGGAUAAUGAGCACAGAACACAAGGAAUGAAAUUUCUGUUGAGACAAGAACAAGAGCAAUAUUACAACAAAGAAAUUACGAAUUUGGAAGUUGGUCGACGAAUUCCAGAGAAAAGUAAGAUUGAGUCUUUGAAACCUGUGAUGAUGAACGGACUACUCAGAGUGCAUGGUUGAUUAAAAAACUCAAAUUUAGAAGAAAGUAUGCGACACCCAGUGAUAGUUCCGGAUGGUUCACGAUUAGCGUGGCUAAUAAAGGAUCACGCACAUAGCGAAACGAAACACGGUGGGGUUCAAAUUAUGAUGCAGUUUAUUAGUCAGAACUACUGGAUUCCGCGCCUACGUAGUGCACUUAGGAAAUACCUGCACAGAUGUGUUAUCUGCGUGCGACAUAUCAUCGUACUGAGGUUCAAAUGAUGGCAGACUUACCCCCUGAUCGAGUAAGAGCAGGAAGCCUUUUUUGCACACAGGUGUGGAUUAUGCUGGGCCGAUGGAGAUUAAGAUGAUUGACAGGGAUGAAAAUCAGCUUAUAAAACAGGUGUGGAUUGCGGUUUUUGUAUGUUUCAAAACAAGAGCAGUUCACCUAGAUGUGGGGACAGACUUAACGUCAGUGGCAUUCAUUGCCUGUUAUGAACGAUUUAUUGCACGGCGCAGUCGAAGUGAAAGCGAUAUGGUACAGCGUUUGUAGGUGCAGCUAGAGAAAUACGUAAAGCAACGGAGGUAUGGUACCAAAAGGAACUAUUUCAGCAUCUGAGUGGGAAAGGAACGGAAUGGCGGUUUAUGACCCCUGCAGCGCCCCAUCAAGGUGGCAUUUAUGUGGCGGCAGUAAAGUCCAUGAAGUAUCAUUUUAUUCGAACCAUUGGUAUUCGAGUCCUCUCUUUUGAGCAACUAUCAACUUUACUUACUCAAAUCGAAGCGAUACAGAGAGAUAGGCUAUUAUCAAGACGUUUUGGGUCAGAUGGCAGAACGAAUAUUUGACUACACUGCAACAGCGCAAGAAGUGGCGACGAGAAUCCGAACGAGUGCGAUUGGGGCAGCUAGUGCUGAUUAAAUGUGAAAAUUUCCCACCUGCACAAUGGGCAAUAGGCCGUAUAAUAGAACUUUGUCCAAGUAGGGAUGGUGCGUCGGUGGCAAUUCAAACUGCGACGAAUAUCUUGCGCAGGUCAGUCCAGAAGAUAUGUAUCCUGCCUAUAGACACAGAAGGUAAAUAGAAUUUGAGACCAGACCAGGGAGUUAUUGUUACCGGUUAUCUUUGAAAAACUUAUGGUUUUUCGGUGGGGCUGUUAAGAAUUAGGUGAAUUGGUGCGAUAUGGCAUCAACGAAAUACCACGACGUCAAUGUUGAAAUGUUGAAGGAUAGAGAUGUAAUGAGUAGUAAUGAGUAGCAAUGUUUUAGUAUUAAUUUGGAUUCGGUCAAAUAAACAUCGUUGGGUUUUCUAGCUUUCCCAACGUUAAAAAAAAAUCAUGUGUUUUAUUCAAACAGUUCCUCUUAAGAGAAACAAUUAUAAUAUAAUAUUAUUAACAUUUGAGUUUUGGUUAUAAAGUGGUUUUAUUUUGAUUAUCAUGCACUCAUAUUAAAACAUAUUGUAAUUUGAGUUUUCGUUAUAAAAUAGUUUAAUAUUGGUUAUUAUAUCUGCCAGCGAUUGUCAUUUCUUUUGAUGAUACGUUGUUUUGUGAUUUAGGUGACUAAAUAUAUAAUAUUGUUAUAUAAUAUUACCUAUUUGUUUAUUAAAUUUAAAAAAGAAAAUAUCGAUAUGCAUGAACAAAGGAAUUUUCGCGAAAAAGAGGAAUUUCAGCGAACUGCCUAGUUAUCGUAUGGCAGCGCUGCAUUUCGUCGUAAUUGUUGGCACAUAAAUGUUCUCCAUUACGAUUGUAAGAUGUAAUUUUUAAAAUAAAGAUUUAUUACGUAAAAAACAUGCAAAAAGUGUAAAAUAUGGAUUUACUUAUAUGUUUAUAGUUUAAUUUAAUUAAUUUGAAGUGAAAAAUGUGCUAGAGUGUGCAAAACGUGGUAAAAUAGAAUGCCGAAAUGUUCGAAUUUAGGGAAUUUUUAAACUUUAAAGUCGAAAAUAUCGUAAGCUAAGUGUUUGCGGUACCUAUAACUCUGUACAUUUUUUAAUCAGGAGGACUUUAUCUUUCUAAUGGUACCUUCAGAUCGCGGCGCCAAAGAAAUCGGAAUUGUGCCUAUA